This is a messenger RNA of Papaver somniferum (opium poppy), 810 nucleotides long. RefSeq lists its product as uncharacterized. NCBI's taxonomy places the organism in Eukaryota, Viridiplantae, Streptophyta, Magnoliopsida, Ranunculales, Papaveraceae. The record is from RefSeq and is a predicted model, not a curated record. The transcript has 2 exons. The coding region runs from base 1 to 810 and encodes 269 amino acids. Gene Ontology annotation, molecular function: nucleic acid binding.
AUGGCAUCAGCAUGUUGCAUUUGUAUGGAGGAUCAAGACAGUAUGGAUCAUACUCUCUGGAAAUGUAAGUUCGGCAUUUUUAUAUGGAACUGGUUAAAUGAAAUUUUUGCUUUCAAAAAUCCAUCUUUUUUUGAAUAUAUUUACAAGGCUGCUAAAAAUAAAAGUCCUCUGGUAAAAGAAAUUUGGCUUACUGCUUCUUGUGCUACCUUAAGAGAGUUAUGGUUCCAAAGAAAUGAGAAGUUAUUUGAAGAAAAUAAGCCUAAUAUCAAUAGAUUUAAAAGCAGAAUUUUUCAGCUAGUUUAUGAGGGUGGUUAUAGAAUGAAAGGUAACAGAUGGGGUCAAAACUAUGACAGUCAGAUUAUCUCCUUUUUCAUGCUUGGUGUUAGAAAUAUUAAGUACAGUGGGAUUACAGAAUGCUACUGGAAGUCUCCAACAAGUGGGUAUACUCUCUUCUGUUGUGAUGGCUCAUCAUUUGGAAAUCCAGGCUCUGCAGGAUUUGGAAUUAUUGCAAGGGAUAAUGAAUUUCAGGUGAUAGGUACUCUAAUUGGUGGACUUUGUAUUACCACUAAUUUCAUAGCUGAGGUAUAUGCAAUCUUGUGUGCCUUAGAAUGGGCAGUGUGCUUGAACUGCAAAAAGGGAUUUGAAGAUAUUCAGUUCUAUCAAGUUUUCAGAGAAGUCAAUUUCUCUGCUGACAAUUUAGCCAAAAAAGGUGCAAGACUGAAUGCUAGUGAAAGAAUUGUACACAUGAGAAGACCUUCAUUUCUCAAAAGGAUUGAAAUUCCAGGAGUGGUUUAUCACAUAUUUCACUAA